AUGGCCCUUAACUGCAUGGAUCUAGACUCACGAGUAUCAUGCUCAAAACCCUCAUCUGAGGAGGCAUGGCAAAACAGGCUCCUCUCCAGCAUUCAUAUAUGCGAUGAGUAUCUUAGUGCCUUACUUAAAUUGUCGGCAAUAUCGCGAGAUGAAAGGGGAUACAUCAAAGUCAUGGUCACGAUACGGUGCUUUGUACCUCAAAAGUUUGAAGACCGCCACGUCAGUGACGAGCUCGCUCAGGAUAUCUUCAAUCUGGCAAUUGAAACUAGAGUAAAAGAAAAGCUACGAAGCAUUGAAUCCAUCCAUGGUUACGGCUGGAAUGUCGAUUCUUCACCUACAGACGACCGGCAUCUGGUGGCUUACUGGUAUGGAGAGGCGGAACCCGAACUACCUGAGACAAUCCGAUACAGCUCUUUUGUUGAACUUCGAAAACUACACUAUGACCCCCUUCACUGGUAA
Molecule: messenger RNA, 459 nt
Organism: Aspergillus caelatus
Lineage: Eukaryota; Fungi; Ascomycota; Eurotiomycetes; Eurotiales; Aspergillaceae
Exons: 3
Coding region: 1-459 (152 amino acids)
Source: RefSeq, a predicted model, not a curated record